ACCCGCCCGCCAAGAUGGUGGCCCUCUCGCUAAAGAUCUGCGUCCGGCAGUGCAACGUGGUGAAGACGAUGCAGUUUGAGCCGUCCACGGCGGUCUACGACGCCUGCCGCAUCAUCAGGGAACGCGUCCCGGAAGCCCAGACCGGACAGGCCUCAGAUUAUGGCCUCUUCCUGUCCGACGACGACCCCCGGAAGGGCAUCUGGCUGGAAUCGGGCAGGACGCUGGACUACUACAUGCUCCGCAAUGGGGACAUCCUGGAGUACAAGAAGAAGCAGAGACCACAGAAGAUCAAAAUGCUUGACGGCGCAGUGAAGACCAUCAUGGUGGAUGACUCUAAGACGGUGGGCGAGCUCCUCGUCACCAUCUGCAGCAGAAUCGGAAUCACCAACUACGAGGAGUACUCCCUCAUCCAGGAGACGGUGGAAGAGAAGCGGGAGGAUGGCACCGGCACGCUGAAGAAGGACCGGACACUGCUGAGGGACGAGAGGAAGAUGGAGAAGCUGAAGGCCAAGCUGCACACCGACGACGACCUGAACUGGCUGGACCACAGCCGCACCUUCCGUGAGCAGGGUGUGGAGGAGAGCGAGACCCUACUGCUCCGUCGCAAGUUCUUCUACUCCGACCAGAACGUGGACUCAAGGGACCCUGUGCAGCUCAACCUACUUUAUGUGCAGGCCCGUGAUGACAUCCUGAACGGCUCGCAUCCCGUGUCCUUCGACAAAGCCUGCGAGUUUGCUGGGAUUCAAGCUCAGAUCCAGUUCGGCCCUCAUGUGGAACACAAACACAAGCCCGGGUUCCUCGAUCUGAAGGAGUUUCUCCCUAAAGAGUAUAUUAAACAGAGGGGUGCAGAAAAGAAGAUCUUCCAGGACCACAAGAACUGCGGGGAGAUGACGGAGAUAGAAGCCAAAGUGAAGUACGUGAAGCUGGCGCGGUCCCUCCGAACAUACGGAGUGUCCUUCUUCCUGGUGAAGGAGAAGCUGAAGAGCAAGAACAAGCUGGUCCCACGACUGCUGGGCAUUACCAAAGAGUCUGUGAUGCGCGUGGACGAGAAGACCAAAGAUGUGGUGCAAGAAUGGCCCCUGACCACAGUGAAGAGAUGGGCCGCAUCUCCCAAGAGCUUCACUCUGGAUUUUGGAGAGUAUCAGGAGAGCUACUACUCUGUCCAGACGACGGAGGGGGAGCAGAUCUCACAGCUUAUUGCCGGAUAUAUAGAUAUCAUACUUAAAAAGAAGCAGAGUAAGGACCGUUUCGGCUUGGAGGGUGAGGAGGAGUCCACAAUGCUCGAGGAAUCGGUCUCUCCGAAGAAGUCCACCAUCCUGCAGCAGCAGUUCAACCGCGUAGGCCGCGUGGAGCACGGCUCGGUGGCGCUGCCCGCUGUCAUGCGUUCCGGCUCGGUCGGGCCCGAGGCCUUCAACACGGGCACCAUGCCAUCAGCCCAGCAGCAGAUCACGACCGGCCAGAUGCACAGAGGACACAUGCCCCCGCUGAGCUCGGCGCAGCAGGCCCUGAUGGGCACCAUCAACACCAGCAUGCAGGCCGUCCAGCAGGCCCAGGUGGAUCUCGGGGAGGUGGACAACCUGCCGCCGCUGGGGCAGGACAUGGCAUCCAGGGUUUGGAUCCAGAACAAAGUGGACGAGUCGAAACACGAAAUCCACUCCCAGGUGGACGCCAUCACCGCGGGAACCGCCUCUGUCGUCAACCUGACCGCUGGCGACCCCACGGACACGGACUACACUGCGGUGGGCUGUGCCAUCACCACCAUCUCCUCCAACCUGACGGAGAUGUCCAAAGGCGUGAAGCUGCUGGCAGCGCUGAUGGAGGACGAGCUGGGCAGCGGGCAGGAGCUGAUGCGGGCGGCGCGCACGCUGGCGGGGGCCGUGUCCGACCUGCUGAAGGCUGUGGAGCCGGCGUCUGGCGAGCCCCGGCAGACAGUGCUGACGGCAGCGGGCAGCAUCGGCCAGGCCAGUGGUGACCUUCUCCGGCAGAUUGGCGAGAACGAGACGGAUGAGCGCUUCCAGGACAUCCUGAUGAACCUGGCCAAAGCUGUGGCCAACGCUGCUGCCAUGCUGGUCCUCAAAGCCAAGAACGUGGCUCAGGUGGCCGAAGACACAGUGCUGCAGAACCGGGUGAUCGCCGCGGCGACGCAGUGCGCCCUGUCCACCUCGCAGCUGGUGGCCUGCGCCAAGGUGGUCAGCCCCACCAUCAGCUCGCCGGUGUGCCAGGAGCAGCUGGUGGAGGCGGGCAGGCUGGUGGAGCGCUCGGUGGAGGGCUGCGUGCAGGCGUGCCGCUCUGCCACAGACGACGGCGAGCUGCUGAAGCAGGUGGGCGCGGCGGCGGUUGUGGUCAGCCAGGCGCUUGGCGACCUGCUCCAGCACGUGCGGCACUACGCCAGCCGCGGCGAGCCCAUUGGCCGCUACGACCAGGCCACCGAUACCAUCAUGACCGUCACCGAGAGUAUCUUCAGCUCCAUGGGUGAUGCCGGGGAGAUGGUCCGCCAGGCCCGGGUCCUGGCCCAGGCCACCUCUGACCUCGUGAACGCCAUGCGCUCGGACGCCGAGGCCGAGAUCGACGUGGACAACUCCAAGAAGCUGCUGGCCGCCGCCAAGCUGCUGGCCGAUGCCACGGCCAAGAUGGUGGAGGCUGCAAAGGGUGCGGCCGCCUAUCCGGAGAACGAGGACCAACAGCAACGGCUGAGGGAGGCGGCUGAGGGAUUGCGGGUGGCGACUAACGCAGCCGCACAGAACGCCAUCAAGAAGCACGCCGUGUGUUUUUUACAGAACGCAGCUAAGCAGGCGGCCGCCGCAGCCACGCAGACCAUCGCUGCUUCCCAGAAUGCAGCGGCAUCCAACAAGAACACGGCCGCCCACCAGCAGCUGGUGCAGAGCUGCAAGGCCGUGGCCGACCACAUCCCCCAGUUGGUCCAAGGCGUGCGGGGGAGCCAGGGCCAGCCUGAGGACCUCAGUGCCCAACUGGCACUCAUCAUCGCCAGCCAGAACUUCCUCCAGCCUGGGAGUAAGAUGGUUGCAUCCGCGAAGUCGGCAGUCCCCACGGUGGCCGACCAGGCCGCCGCCAUGCAGCUGGGCCAGUGUGCCAAGAACCUAGCGACCAGCUUGGCUGAGCUCCGGACAGCUACACAGAAGGCUCACGAGGUCUGCGGGCCCAUGGAGAUCGACUCUGCGCUCACCACAGUUCAGACCCUGAAAAACGAGCUCCAGGAUGCCAAGAUGGCCGCCGUGGAUGCCGAGCUGAAACCCCUCCCUGGAGAAUCGCUUGAGAAGUGUGCCCAGGAUCUCGGAAGCACCUCCAAGGCUGUGGGUUCCUCCAUGGCCCAGCUUCUCACCUGUGCCGCCCAGGGCAACGAGCACUACACAGGUGUGGCAGCCAGGGAGACCGCUCAGGCCCUGAAGACGCUGGCCCAAGCCGCCCGCGGUGUCGCCGCCUCCACCAUGGAUCCCCAGUCCGCAGCGGCCAUGUUGGACUCGGCCCGCGAUGUAAUGGAGGGCUCCGCCAUGCUGAUUCAUGAGGCCAAGCAGGCCCUGGUCUCCCCAGGGGACGCCGAGAGCCAACAGAGGCUGGCACAGGUGGCCAAGGCCGUGUCCCACUCCCUGAAUAACUGCGUCAACUGUCUGCCGGGCCAGAAGGACGUGGACAUGGCGCUGAAGAGCAUCGGCGAGGCCAGCAAGAGGCUCCUGGUGGACAGUCUUCCCCCCACCACCAAGUCCUUCCAGGAAGCCCAGAGCGACCUGAACCAAACUGCGGCCGACCUCAACCACUCGGCCGGGGAGGUCGUCCACUCGUCCCGCGGCACCAGCAGCCAGCUGGCCGUGGCGUCCGGCAAAUUCAGCGAGGAUUUCGACGAGUUCCUGGACGCCGGCAUCGAGAUGGCAGGACACACUCAGUGCAAGGAAGACCAGUUCCAAGUCAUCGGGAACCUGAAGAGCAUUUCCAUGGCCUCCAGCAAGCUGCUCCUGGCCGCCAAGUCCCUCUCGGUGGAUCCCGGCGCCGCCAAUGCCAAGAAUCUCCUGGCCGCCGCCGCAAGAGCCGUGACUGAGAGCAUCAAUCAGCUGAUCACGCUGUGUACCCAGCAGGCCCCGGGGCAGAAGGAGUGCGACAACGCCCUGCGUGAGCUCGAGGCGGUGAGGGGCAUGCUGGACAACCCCAGCGAGCCGGUCAGCGACCUCUCCUACUUCGACUGCAUCGAGAGCGUCAUGGAGAACUCAAAGGUCCUCGGGGAGUCUAUGGCGGGCAUUUCUCAAAACUGCAAGACGGGAGACGUGCCAGCUUUUGGGGAGUGUGUGGGCGUGGCCUCCAAAGCCUUAUGCGGCCUGACUGAGGCUGGAGGACAGGCCUCUUACUUGGUCGGUGUGUCUGACCCAAACAGCCAGUCAGGCCACCAGGGCUUGGUGGACCCCAUCCAGUUCGCUCGAGCCAAUCAGGCCAUUCAGAUGGCCUGUCAGAACCUAGUGGACCCAGCCAGCAGCCCGUCCCAGGUGCUGUCUGCAGCCACCAUCGUCGCCAAACACACGUCAGCGCUCUGCAACGCCUGCCGCCUGGCCUCGUCUAAGACGGCCAACCCCGUGGCCAAGAGGCACUUCGUCCAGUCAGCCAAGGAGGUCGCCAACAGCACGGCCAACCUCGUCAAGACCAUCAAGGCCCUGGACGGUGACUUCUCCGAGGAGAACCGGGACAAGUGCCGCGUGGCCACGGCGCCCCUCAUCCAGGCCGUGGAGAAUCUCACCACGUUUGCCUCAAACCCGGAAUUCGCCAGCAUCCCCGCGCAGAUCAGCAGCGAGGGCUCGGCGGCUCAGGAGCCCAUCAUCCAAUCCGCUCGUGCCAUGCUGGACAGCUCCACUGAGCUCCUCAAGACUGCUCGCUCAUUGGUCAUCAACCCAAAGGACCCGCCCACCUGGUCCAUCUUGGCCAGCCACUCGCGCACCGUCUCGGACUCCAUCAAGAGCCUCAUCACAGCCAUCAGGGAUAAAGCUCCGGGGCAGAGGGAGUGUGACUCCUCCAUCGACAACAUCAACAAGUGCAUCCGGGACAUUGAGCAGGCGUCCCUGGCUGCCGUCAACCAGAGCCUCCCCAGCCGUGAUGACAUCUCCCUGGAGGCCCUGCAGGAGCAGCUGACGUCCGCCGUGCAGGAGAUCGGACACCUCAUCGACCCCAUCUCCACAGCGGCGAGGGGGGAGGCCGCCCAGCUGGGCCACAAGGUCACCCGGCUGGCCAGCUACUUCGAGCCGCUCAUCGUGGCGUCUGUGGGGGUUGCCUCCAAGAUCCUUGAUCACCAGCAGCAGAUGACCAUCAUGGACCAGACGAAGACUCUGGCUGAGUCGGCCCUGCAGAUGCUAUACGCUGCUAAGGAGGGCGGAGGCAACCCCAAGGCGGCGCACACCCACGACGCCAUCGCCGAGGCAGCCCAGCUGAUGAAGGAGGCUGUUGACGACAUCAUGGUGACGCUGAACGAAGCCGCUAGUGAAGUGGGCAUGGUGGGAGGCAUGGUGGAGUCUAUCGCCGAGGCCAUGGGCAGGCUGGAUGAAGGCACCCCCCCAGAGCCCGAGGGCUCCUUCGUGGAUUACCAGACCACCAUGGUGAAGUUCUCCAAGGCCGUCGCCGUCACGGCCCAGGAGAUGAUGACCAAGUCGGUGACCAGCCCGGAGGAGCUGGGGGGGCUGGCCUCGCAAGUGACAGCCGACUACAGCCAGUUGGCCCUGCAGGGGCGCCUGGCAGCCGCCACCGCAGAACCGGAGGAGAUCGGCUUCCAGAUCCGGACGCGGGUGCAGGAGCUGGGCCACGGCUGCAUCCUGCUGGUGCAGAAGGCUGGGGCCCUACAGCUGAGCCCCACGGACAGCUUCAGCAAGAAGGAGCUCAUCGAGAGUGCCCGCGCCGUCACCGAGAAGGUCUCCUUGGUACUGUCAGCUCUGCAGGCGGGAAACAAAGGCACCCAGGCGUGCAUCACGGCCGGCAGCGCCGUCUCCGGCAUCAUCGCUGACCUGGACACCACUAUCAUGUUCGCCUCAGCCGGCACGCUAAAUGCGGAAAACGACGAGUCCUUCGCCGACCACAGGGAGAACAUCUUGAAAACGGCCAAGGCUCUGGUGGAGGACACCAAGAUGCUGGUGUCUGGGGCGGCAUCCAGCCAGGAGAGGCUGGCACAGGCUGCCCAGUCCUCCGCCAACACCAUCACCCAGCUCACAGACGUGGUCAAGCUGGGCGCCGCCAGCAUCGGCUCUGAUGACCCGGAAACACAGGUGGUGCUCAUCAAUGCGGUGAAGGACGUGGCCAAGGCCCUGGCUGAUCUGAUAGGGGCUACAAAAUGCGCUGCAGGGAAGUCUGCUGAUGACCCGUCUAUGUACCAGCUGAAGAGCGCCGCCAAGGUGAUGGUGACCAAUGUGACGUCUCUACUGAAGACCGUGAAGGCGGUAGAGGACGAGGCCACCCGGGGGACGCGGGCCCUGGAAGCCACCAUCGAGUGCAUCAAGCAGGAGCUGACGGUCUUCCAAUCCAAGGACAUCCCCGAGAGGUCGACCACUCCGGAGGAGUUCAUCCGCAUGACCAAGGGUAUCACCACGGCAACAGCCAAAGCAGUAGCCGCCGGCAACUCGGCGCGCCAGGAGGACGUGAUCUCCACGGCGAACAUGAGCCGCAAAGCCAUCUCCGACAUGCUCAGCACCUGCAAGCAAGCGGCUUUCCACCCGGAGGUGGCCGACGAUGUACGGGCCAAGGCCUUGGCGUUCGGCACAGAGUGCACUCUGGGAUACAUUGAGCUGCUGGAGCAAGUGCUGCUGGUUCUCCAGAAGCCCAUCCCGGAGCAGAAGCAGCAGCUGCCCGCGUUCUCCAAGCGUGUGGCCGGCGCAGUCACAGAGCUCAUCCAGACGGCGGAGGUGAUGAAAGGCACAGAGUGGGUGGACCCCGAGGACCCCACCAUCAUUGCGGAGACGGAGCUGCUGGGGGCGGCGGCUUCCAUCGAGGCGGCAGCUAAGAAGCUGGAGCAGCUGAAGCCCCGAGCGAAGCCCAAGCAAGCAGACGAAUCCCUGGACUUCGAGGAGCAGAUCUUGGAGGCAGCAAAAUCCAUCGCCGCAGCGACCAGCGCCCUGGUGAAAUCGGCGUCUGCCGCACAGAGAGAGCUGGUGGCGCAGGGCAAGGUGGGCUCCAUCCCUGCUAACGCCGUGGACGAUGGUCAGUGGUCUCAAGGCCUCAUUUCUGCUGCCCGCAUGGUAGCUGCUGCCACCAGUAACCUGUGUGAGGCAGCCAAUGCCUCGGUGCAGGGCCACGCCAGCGAGGAGAAGCUCAUCUCCUCAGCCAAGCAGGUCGCUGCCUCCACCGCCCAGCUUCUGGUGGCCUGCAAGGUCAAGGCUGACCAGGACUCGGAGGCCAUGCGGAGGCUGCAGGCUGCCGGGAAUGCCGUGAAGCGGGCGUCCGAUAACCUGGUGCGGGCGGCACAGAAGGCAGCCUUCGACAAGGCAGACGACGACAGUGUGGUGGUGAAGACCAAAUUUGUGGGAGGAAUCGCUCAGAUCAUCGCUGCCCAGGAGGAGAUGCUGAGGAAGGAGCGUGAGCUGGAGGAGGCCCGGAAGAAGCUGGCCCAGAUCCGACAGCAGCAGUACAAGUUCCUUCCCAGUGAGCUGCGGGAGGAUGAGAACUGACCAGCCCCACCCCCUUCCCAGCCCCGCCCCCUUCCCAUCACGGACCAAUAGAGCUGCGUGUGUAUGCGUGCAUGUGUAUAAACCCAGGAGAGUGCCACAGACUCCCCAUCUCUGUCACAACGGUGUCCCUUUCUGCUGAAGCUGCUUCUCUUCAGAUAUUCAUUUGGUCUGAACCCAUAACUCCUGCUGCACAGAAGUCCCUGCGCCCUUUAAAAGCACCUAGACAUGCUUCUACCCCAUCAGAAAGCAGAGAUGGGAAUAAGGUCGAAUGAGUACCUGAAUGACACACACACUUGCACGCGCACACACACACAGCUCGAUUUGGAUAAUUUCAGGAGAAAGGAAUUUUUGCUGGUGCAGUUGUAAGCCACACACAGUUAUUUACAGGGUGGGCAGUGUGAAUGUAAAAGUGGGACCUACUCACUCAAUCUGACCCCAGUGUGGAUAACCUGUAGAGAUGCCCUCUUUCGUUUCUGGGGCUCAGAUAGUUCCUGGCUGUAUUAUCUGCUGUGACAUGAGAAUUUAAUUUUUGAGGCAUCAGGUGAAAGCCAUCUUUAACUAUCCUUUGUUUUCUUUAAGAAUGUAGAUGGCAAAUGCAAUGUCUGUGCUCUACCUAAAGAAGGUCAUCAUCUUUAAGAUAAUCUACCUGUAACUUUCAGUCUUUUGGAUGUGUUUUAUUGUGGAAAUAGAUUUUUUUUUUUUUUUUUUUUUUUUUUUUUUUUUGAAGGGGCAGUUUUUCGUGUAACUCUUGCCGCCGUUUGCAGUACAUCAUGCAGAUCGCAAUGGCAGUGCUUGCACCACGUGUGUGUCCCAUUCGGGCAGUACGUUACCAUCACAGAUCGCAGUCCGCGUGCAGUCCGUUAGUAUGCAUCGAGCCACGCAUCCUUUUGAAGCUAUCUCCUAAACACACUAACUAAUGCAAUACAGUUUGAAGGGGCUGAAACAUUCCGGAGCGGAAUGGAGUCUGGUUGUAGAAUCUACGUCCUGAAUCCGCUCCCCCCCCCCUCCCUCUGGAUGCCCUGCAUGCCUUCUCAGUACACGUAGGACGGAACAUAUCACACUUUCGCCCCUCACUAUUAGAUAGGUAUCAAAGCCAAAUAUAUAGGAGGCAAAAAUGUACAGAAUAUUUGCUGUUAAACACGUAAGCUUGUCGCCUGUGGUUGACAGUAAAAGUGCAAUGACUACCGCAUUGUAACCAGACUGCGUUUCCAUAAUGACCACUAGACUUCCUGAAGACCGUACGCGGGACCAGCAGAAGUGAAACCGAAGUCAAUCUAGAUAUAGAUCCGACUUCCUGGAAGCUGCGGGACCUGCGGUCCGUUAGCUGAUGUCUGCUUGGUUCUUCUUAAAUCUGAAGCUCCUCUGUGUUUAAUAUAGCCUAUACAUUCUUCCUGUUUCGAUGUCAGGUUUUCAGUGUUUUGCUGCGUCAGUUACACUAAAAGCUUUUUUUUUUGUGGGCAAGUUCCACAAGCAGAACAACCGGAUCUAUAAUAAGUGUGUUUUGGGGUGAAUUUAAUAGUUGAGACACUAAGAAGGCCCAUGAAAAACACUGGCUUGGCUUUGCUUUAGGUUAAAAAAAAAUCUUCCUGUGGUAGUGCCUUUUUGGCCCGUUUAAAUUGAUUGUUAGGAAUAUGCUCAUCCGUGAGUGUCUGUAGUGUAAGAAACCCCUCUUUAGCAAGCGGACAGAGUGAGAGCAGGUCGUUCCCCUGUCUCGUUGAGCAGGUGUGGAUUCAGGGCAAAGCGGACGGACGGCGCCACUUUCAUUCACCAACGCUGACACUAGAAUGCACUGAUAUUCGUACUUUUUUAAACACUGCACAUAAUUAAUGUUACAUUCUGUUUUCAGCCAUCGUUUUUCUCCACUCAUAUUUAUGUUCACUUUAGUCCAUUUUCUUUAUGUAUUAAGUCGCACGACACUGCUUGCCAUCAUGACACUGGGUUAUUCCGCCCCUGCCCCCCACCUCCAUGCUCACUGCUUGUCUGACCUGUGUAGUUUUAGUGCCUUAGUCUGUAGUCCAUACAGCGUCUGCUCCACGUAGCCUCUAAUGUAUUCCUUUGAGAGACGAGCUGAAUCCGAUUUCUCAUGUCCUAAUUAGAUCCUAAUAGGUUUCCCAGUGAUGUCAUACUCCUCUCACGUACCAUCCUACUCCAAAUAGUAAAUUUCCCGGAAGAUAAACUAACGUCAUUCCCUACAAGAUGUUUCAGUGUUUCAAAUGCUACAGUUCGUGUGUGAGCGUAUACGUGCGUAUAUAUAAUAUAAAUAUAUGUACAUGCGUGUGUAUGUGCAUCCCAUAAGCAUGCAUCAAGAUGCAUUUGGACUGUUGGAUAAGGAGAUGCAUCCAUCUCUGGGUUACUGUAUGCUUCACGUAUGCGUCAGAGGUGGUAUCCAUUGUCCCAUUUCUCAGUAAGCCACUUUGAAUGGAAGUUCUUGAGUUUUUUUAAAUCUUUGUAAUUAAGAUAUUCAAAUAUAUAUCUAUGGUGAACACUAUCUAGUAUGAAGCAUUUUACUGGAGUGGAAAGAAACAGCUGUUCUCAUAUUGUUCGCUUUUACCCUAAAUUAAAUGGCUAUGAACCUACAGCAGUAAUGGAUAAUGGCGUAUGUAUACUAUUUAUCUGGCUUCAAAAAAUAUUUUUUUGUAUUCAUUGACAAUAAAGGGUUUCAAAGAACGUU
Paramormyrops kingsleyae is the source of this 10314-nucleotide messenger RNA. The record is from RefSeq and is a predicted model, not a curated record. NCBI's taxonomy places the organism in Eukaryota, Metazoa, Chordata, Actinopteri, Osteoglossiformes, Mormyridae.